Messenger RNA from Sebastes umbrosus (honeycomb rockfish), 1889 nucleotides. It is a transcript of the gene slc25a48, whose product is annotated as solute carrier family 25 member 48. The record is from RefSeq and is a predicted model, not a curated record. Gene Ontology annotation, biological process: transmembrane transport. Bases 345 to 1298 code for a protein of 317 amino acids. Gene Ontology annotation, cellular component: mitochondrion. Lineage: Eukaryota; Metazoa; Chordata; Actinopteri; Perciformes; Sebastidae. Gene Ontology annotation, molecular function: transmembrane transporter activity. The transcript has 7 exons.
AAAAAAAAAAAAAGUUGACAGUGGAGUCUGUAUUUCUGCUCAUCUCUCCACCUCAUGGCUCAUUUCCAUGUCGGUGUCUCCUGAUUGGCCAACAAAGCUGCCGUGCAGACUCAAACAUUGUUCUGAUUGGCUUGUGCCAACCUGCGUGUGUGUUUGCGUGUAGCUCUCUUUAUCAAUCCAACACACUCAUGUAGGAUCUGCUAUUCUUUCUCAGAAACGGAUCUGUCAGCUACAUUGUCAAUAAAAGCUCAGUUGUUUUCCUCCUCGCCUGUUAGUGAGAAUAUAAAGUUUUGAUUUGCUUGGCUGGAUGAGAGACGCUCAGCUGGAGUUUGGAAGAGUUGAAGAUGCAGCAGACCUCUAAGAGCUUUCGGUUGGAUGAUUUCCUCGCAGGAUGGAUUGGUGGAGCUUCCAGCGUGGUCGUGGGCCAUCCGCUGGACACAGUGAAGACGCGGCUCCAGGCGGGGAAAGGCUACAAGAGCACUCUACACUGCAUCCUCACUAUCUACAGGAAGGAAACGGUCAGUGGGUUUUUUAAGGGCAUGUCGUUCCCGCUGGCGAGCAUCACGGUCUACAACUCACUGGUGUUUGGCUUCUUCAGCAACACACAGAGACUCAUAAGCAAGUAUCGCUAUGGCGACGGGCGGCAUCCCUGCGGCAUGGUGGACCUGACUGUGGCCAGCAUGCUGACUGGUCUGAUGUCGGUGGGCCUGGGAGCCCCGGUGGAUCUGGUCAAGAUCAGACUGCAAAUGCAGAUGCAGAUGGUUCUAGCAGAGAACUUGCACCUUGCCGGCAACGUAUCUAAUGGCACCAACAUUCCUAUGCGCUCCAUCGCCAUCCCCAGCCAGAGACUCUACCGAGGCCCCAUCCACUGCAUCAGCAGCAUCCUGCAGAGCGAGGGCGUGCAGGGCCUGUACAGGGGGGCCGGCGCCAUGAUCCUGAGGGACGUUCCUGGAUACACGCUCUACUUCAUCCCGUACACCAUCUUCUGCAACCUGCUGAAGCCAGACGCCACGUCAAGCAUUCACCCUGCUUCCAUCUGGCUGGCUGGAGGACUAGCAGGGUCCAUUUCCUGGGUCACGGCCACGCCAGCCGAUGUGGUGAAGAGUCGAAUGCAGGCCGACGCUCAGCUGCAGAGGAAGUACAGGGGGAUCUUACACUGCAUCAUCCACAGCUACAAGACAGAGGGCGCUCAGGUUUUCUUCCGUGGGGCGUCGGUCAACGCCAUCCGAGGCUUCCCGAUGAGCGCCACCAUGUUCCUGACCUACGAGCUCUCCCUUCAGUUCUUCAGGAGCUUCUAGGACGAAGGAAACACUUUGGUGGUUAAAGGAAUCACACUCAGUUUUUGGUAAAUUAGCAAACAGGCCCCGGUUUGUUUGAGACUAGAGAUUGGUAGCAGUUUAUAUAUCUCAUUUUCAAGGGGCUCCUAUAGACGAAUACAUAUACUGCAAAUACUAACACACUAAGUUUUAAAUAAUAAGAAUCAGAACACCAAAGUCAUCCAUGUGUUCCUGGACAGAGCCUUGACUGCAGUACUUAAAGGGAUAGUUCUGGUGUUUUGAAGUGAGGUUGUAUGAGCUACUGAUCCAUAGUAUGUGUAUUACUACAGUGGAUGACGGUCAGCAUGCCCCCAGCUUGGAGAAAGACAGGAGCAUCGGCAAUACAGUGCUGUGGACGGCAGAAAAAUGUAUUUUGGCCACAUAAAAGAAACAAUAUCAGUUUAACUGUACGCUAUAUUUAGAAUAUUUUCAGACGGGGGUGUGAAGUCAAAGUGAAACGUGUCUAUACUGUUUUUGUCAUCUGAGCCUGCUGGCUUUGGAGAAGCAUAGAUAUGUAUCACUUUCAGUUCAGUUCGCUGUUUCUAAAUAUAGCGUACACUUCAACGGAUAACA